AUGACCCUUGUAAAAGCUCAACCUCCCCUUAAUAACGGGCAUGUCAAAAACGAGGCCAAAGCAUGGGCGCAAAACAAGCUUUCGCAAAUGACCCUCGAAGAAAAAGUCCUCUUGCUCACAGGCGAAGACCUAUGGAGGACCAACGCAAUUCCUCGACUUGGUGUUUCCAGAAUCAAGACUUCAGAUGGACCUGUAGGUGUCCGCGGGGGCAUUUUCACAGACGGCGUCAGCGCUGCUUCAGCACCUACCGGGUACUAUUUUUCUUCUGUCCACGCGGCGCUGCCAGAGCUAACAAGGGUUCUACCACAGGGUUUCCCUAGCGGCGACUUGGGACUUGAAUUUUGUAUUCCCCGAACACCACUCGGCGGCCGCAACUUCGAAGCCUACAGCGAAGAUCCCUACCUGACGGGCAAAAUCGCCGGUGAAUUCAUUAAUCGUCUCCAAGAUGCCGGUAUCGGUGCUUGUAUCAAGCAUCUUGCCGCGAAUGACCAAGAAACGCGACGCUUCUUUAUUGAUGAGAAGAUUCCGGACCGAGCGCUGCGAGAAAUCGCGCUGCAGCCGUUUCAGAUCGCCAUUCGGGACAGUAACCCUUGGACGGUGAUGACGGCUUAUAAUAAGAUCAACGGCACGUUUUGCUCAGCUCACGAGUUUUUGAUUCAGGAUGUUCUUCGUAAGGAAUGGGGUUGGGAUGGCCUUGUGAUGAGCGAUUGGUUUGGCACGAAUAGUGUUGUUCCAUCCGUCAAGGCAGGGCUUGAUCUUGAGAUGCCGGGCCCUGUGCGGCGCAGAGGCAAGCAUCUUAUCGAUGCGUACGAGAAAGGCCUCGUCGAUCUAUCCUUCAUCAAUGCCUCGGCUUCAAGAGUGCUCGAGCUUGUACAGAAGGUUGGAAAGAGUAGCAUUCCGGAUUGGAAGGAAGGCAAAGAGAAGGCAGAUGAUCUUCCUGAACACCGGGCGAUCUUUCGUCGAGCUGGCGCUGAAGGCAUUGUUUUACUAAAGAAUUCUGCCAAUCUUCUUCCUCUAUCUAAUUUGGACGGGAAGAGGAUCGCGAUUCUCGGUCCCAAUGCGCUUCGAUCCGUCGCUACAGGUGGAGGUAGCUCCAACCUUGCGCCUCACUAUCGCACGACGCCGUACCAAUCUAUCAAGCGUGAAAUAGCCGCCAAGUUUCCUACAGCGAAGAUUCAAGCCCACGCUGGUAUCCUCACUCAUCGGUAUAUCCCGCUCGUCGACCCAGCCGUCAUGACGAACCCAGAGACCGGAAAGCCUGGCUUUCAACUGUCCCUGUUUCGGAAUAUGAACCACUGUGGUGAGCCUUUCAUGGUCGAGCAUAGACCUAGUUCCAACUUGGUCUGCUACGAUGGACUUCCUCCGGAGUUGACGACUGGUGAGAGAUACUCGUACAAGGGACGGACUAUCCUCAAGCCAAAGACCAAUGGUCUUCAUGAGUUCUCACUUUCUUCGUGUGGUCCGGGAAAGCUGAUGCUUGAUGGAGAGGUCAUCAUCGAUAUCGAGCGCCACUGGUGGUCUCCCAAGUCUUCUCUGUUCAUGAGUUACGGUUCGCCCGAGGAGAGAGUCAAGGUGUACAUGGAAGCUGGGCGAGAGUACGAACUACUUCUUGAGUCUAUAAGCAGAGAGCCGAAGCCCUAUGAUCUCGAUUACAUGGCUGAGCUUGAGCGCGAGGAGGUCCAAGAUGGUGGUCGUAUUGGCUUCAUGGAGAACCCCGGUGAUCUCGACACGUUCUUCCGGGAGGCUGUUGAUAUAGCUCGUGAUAGCGAUAUUGCCAUUGUUGUGGUAGGUAAAGAUCACGAGUGGGAGACAGAAACCAGUGAUAUGGUUUCGAUGGACUUACCUGGACGAACAAACGAGUUCAUAAGCGCUGUAGCUGCAGUCAACUCCAACACUAUCGUGGUCAACCAGACAGGCAGUCCUAUCACCAUGCCCUGGAAGGGUGAGGUAUCAGCCAUCGUCCAGGCUUGGUAUCAGGGACAGGAGCAGGGUAACUGUCUUGCAGACGUGCUUUUGGGAGCAGUGAACCCCAGUGGAAAGCUACCCAUUACCUUCCCCAAGCGCAUCGAAGACACUCCACCGUACGAAAGUUACCCUGGUGAGAAUGAUGUGGUUUACUACGGGGAGGGUAUCUACGCAGGCUAUCGAUUCUACGACCAUCGUAAGAUCGAGCCUCUUUUUCCCUUUGGUGCCGGUUUGUCGUACACCACAUUUGAGUACAGUAACAUGCGCAUCAGCAGCAAUGAGUUCCAUGAAGAAGUGGGUAUUGAAGUUGAAGUGGAUGUCACCAACACUGGAUCGCGGGAUGGAAAGGAGAUCGUCCAAUUCUAUGUUGGGCAGAUUGAUCCGAGACUUCAUCGACCAGAGAGGGAGCUGAAAGGCUGGGACAAGGUGUUCGUUCCUGCUGGACAGACUGUCACUGCACGUAUGAAGAUUGACAAGGUCAGUCUAUCAUACUGGGAUGAUAGUGUCAACAAGUGGGUGAUUGAGAAGGACUCCGAGUAUCGCGUGACAGCUGCCAAGGACUCGAGGGAUGAGGGGUUGGCGGUAGCUUUCAGGUCGCCCAAGGAAUAUCACUGGGUCAACUAG
Fusarium tjaetaba is the source of this 2589-nucleotide messenger RNA. Its product is annotated as beta-glucosidase B. Gene Ontology annotation, biological process: glucan catabolic process. The transcript has 4 exons. Bases 1 to 2589 code for a protein of 862 amino acids. Gene Ontology annotation, molecular function: beta-glucosidase activity. Lineage: Eukaryota; Fungi; Ascomycota; Sordariomycetes; Hypocreales; Nectriaceae. The record is from RefSeq and is a predicted model, not a curated record.